AUGCGACAUACUUAUUUGCUAUUACAGGACGGAUUACCUGAUGGUAAGCAAUCAGCGCCGCCCCUGGACACCCGCAACGGAGAAGUUACAAAUGAGAAGAAAAUAUUGAAAUUCCUAAAGAAAAGCAAGGGUUCCCGGUCUUGGCAUCGAGUCGUUGACUUUGUUGAGCUAAUGGAUGAUGCACCUGAUGUCCUAAAAGCGUUCUCCAUAAUGAAACCACUGAUUGGACAUGAGGACUUCGAUGGAAUUUUGGAAAGUUUACAGAAGAUAUCCGGAGAAAGAGAUCCACAUGAAAUAGCUGAUCAUUUCGCGCACAUCGCUCAUACAAGUGGUGUGGAGGGUCUGAAAAUGGAAAUACUGAAACUGACUAGUGGCCUCGGGCCAGCUGAAUUCCCUAGGCUAUUAAAGGUUCUGCUACCUGAAAUAGACCUGAAAGGAGCCUUCAACCUUCUUCUAUUGGGAACGCGAACUGUGGACAUCGGCGAGGCUAUUCCGGCUCUAAAUAAUUUGCUUAACACCAAAUCGCUGACUGACAGUUUAGUUAUGCUGAAGUCCAUCACUAAGCAGACGCAAACUAAAUAUGCUAUAGAAGAAUUGACACAAGCGGUUAAUAGAGGAAAUUUGAAAGUCAUAAUUGAGAAUCUACAUAAGAUCGGAGGUAGCGACAAUCUAUUGGAAGUGCAAGCUGCCUUCAAAGACGCUUUCGAAACGGACAUAAACUUAUUGGACUUUUUGGAGCUAAUCCGUGUUAACUCGGGCCACGACGAUGUUAUAGACUUUUUCAAAAGACUUAUGUCUAUUACUGGGACUAAAUCUAUCCAAGAAGCGUGGCAAGUUAUCGCUGCAGUGACAUCUAUUGAAGAUAUAUUUCUAUUCUUCGACGAAGUUUACAAAUACACAGCAGAAGAAGUAAUUAUAUUUCUGGAAACGAUAAUUCGAGUUACCAACGCUACUAACAUUCGAGUUGCCGCCUCCAUCCUUAAGAAGAUCGGUGGCGUUGAUGAAUUAUUCGACAUUAUACAGCUGAUAUUUGAAAUUACUGAAAUGGAUAUCGUCCAGUUCUUUGAAAACAUCAUUACGAUCAGCAAGGCUCUCUCCAUCCUCCAAGCGAUAGACUAUAUAAAGAAAAACAAACCACGCAUAGAAAGAACUACUACUACUACUGCAAAAAUAUCUGAAGAGGUCACAGAAGAUAACUCUUCUCUUACAAGUACUACAGAAGAAUCAAAUAGCAUUCCCAAACAAAAUAACACAACAGAAGAAAAGAGUAAACAAGAUAUUUCAACAGCUAAAAUAAUAGAAACUGCACUAAAAGAAGGUACAACCACAACACCCAAUUCUUCUGUAAAGCAAACUCCUGUUCAAAGAGCUUCAAAAGAAACUGGAAGCACAGAAGAUACAAUUGAAAAAACGACGUCCACAAAAGAGUAUUCCAAAGAAGUGAUCACUUCUACGCAAGAAACGAAAGCUUCAAAAGAAUCAACCACUGAACAGAAGACUAAAAUUACAACUACAAAAUCUUCUGUCUCAAGUUCUACUGCUACUAAAGAAGCUGUAACUUCGUCUACGGAAGAUAAUGUAACUUCUAAUCCAAUUUCUAUUACAGAAAAGAUUAGAGAAGGAACAACUUCAGAAUCAUCAACAACUCCAAUUCCUACAGAAGAAUCUGUCGAAAACACUACAAAGCGAGACCAGACUUCUGAAAGUGAAACUUCCAACGAUGUAAAUACCAGUCCCAAAGACACAGAAGCAAUUACUGAAAAGAACAAUAGUGACAAAUCUUCUACAGACACCGUUACUGAAAAGAAAGUUGAAGAAUCAAGUACUGAUUCUCAGACUACUCCAACAGUUAAAGUUAGUACAGAAGAUAUCACUGCUACUUCUUCUAUGGAAACAUCAAGCACUACUUCUUCAGAAGGUAAUAAAACAAACGAAAGUACAACCUCAAACUCUCCUCUUUAUAAUGAAGGUUCGACUACUAAGAAGCCUACAGAAGAUAACAAUUCUCCUUCUGUAGAUGAAAAAUCUACCGUCACAGGUAAAAUUACUACCGAAUCAGUUACAACAACACAAAGCACAAAAGAAGAAUCCAAAAGUACACCUAAAUCAGAAGAUUUAAACCCCGCCCCAGAAGAUAGCACUUCUGCCACCACAAACUCUCCUCUUUAUAAUGAAGCGUCAACUACUAAGAAGCCCACGGAAGUUACUACUUCUUCUUCGACGGGAGAAAAAUCUGAUGUCACUACAGAAGAAUCAAAAACAACAAAAGGUGAAAUAACAACCGAAUCAGUCACACCAACACAAAGCACAAAACAGGAAUCCAAAAAUAUACCUAAAUCAGAAGAUUUAAACCCAGCCCCAGAAGAUAGCACUUCUGCCACCUCAAAUUCUCCUCUUAAUAAUGAAGCGUCACCUACUAAGAAGCCCACAGAAGAUACAAAUUCUCCUUCAACGGAAGAAAAAUCUGCCGUCGCUACAGAUGAAUCAAAAACAACAAAAGCAGCCGAAAUUACAUCCGAAUCAGGCACAACAAUACAAAAACCAAAAGAAGAAACAAAAAGUACACCUAAAACACAAGAUUUGAACACUGCGUCAGAAGAAAAUACUUUAGAGAAAUUCACUUCGACAGAAACUUACAUACCAAGUUCUAGUAGUACAGAAGACUCGUCAUCUGACUGUACGUCUUCUUCUUCUGAAGAGUUCAGUUCAGAAGUUCCUAGCACAGAAGUAAAUCAAUCUACAACAACUAAUAAAGCUGAAAAUUCUCGUGAAAAUUCUUCUGUACAAACUUCUAGUGAGCAAGCGAUUACAGAAAUUACCACUACAACAGAAAAAAAUGAAAAGACAACUUCUUCUCAAUCAAGUGGCAAACAAGAUACAACUGUUGUAGUUAAAACAACAUCUGUUCAGGGAGCAACUGAAGUGCCAACAACAAUUGUAACCACGGAACAACCAUCAAGUGAACAAGGAAAUAUUGAAACAACUCUAGCUGAACAACAACAAUCAACAACAACUACACAACAAACGCCUUUAGACACCACUGAAAGUACUACGACUGAAAGAUCUGCUGAAUCAGACGUAACGACAACAUCUCCUGCGCAGACAACUUCAGAAAAAUUAUCAACAACAACCAGCGAAUCAGUUACUUCUGAACAACCGGCCACUGAAUCUAAUUCAGCGGAUAAAACAACUAACCAACGAAUAACAACUCAACCAGAAACCACAAAAGAGAAUAUAAAUCAAAAUUCUUCUGCACAACCUAUAGAAGACACUACUUCUACAACAGAGGCAAACAUUACUGAUAAAACAACUCAGAAAAUAACUAGCGAAGUCACUUCUGAACAACUUUCAACAACUCAACAAAAUACAGAAACUUCUAUUACUCCAACAACAGCUGCUUCAGUGACAACUAAUCAGGGUUCAACUGAACAAGGAAAAACUAAAUCAAUUUCUUCAACAACUGAAGUUAUAUCAACUACUUCAACAGAACAACAUUACGACGAAUAUGUCAGUUCAGAAGAAUCAAAUUCUUCUGCGUACGAUUCUACAGAAAAUAGCUCUGAAGAGGACACUGAAAGACAAGGGGAAUAUGAUUCAAAAUCGAUUGAAGAUUUUGAAACAUCAGAAGGAGUUACUCACCAAAUGUCUCUGGGUUCGACAACCGAAUCUAAGACAACAGUAACUACAGGACAGUCUAACAUACCCGAUAUAUCAACUUCAACUCAACCUAACACAAACGAAUUAACAACUGAGUUUGUUUCGACAACAUCAGGUAGCGCAGAACAACAACAAAGACAAGUUAAAACGGUUUCAUCAACAAACCAAGGACAAUUUACAACUGAAGUUUCAACAACAACUCAGUUACCAACUACUCAAGAUAAUCCUUCAACAACUGACAUUUCAUCUACAAAAACUACUCCUGAAAUUCCAUCAACUCAAUCUGUAUCCACAUCAACUGCUGAUGAAUCAUCAACUCAGCAAACAACAACAACUCAAAAGGAUGCACCUUUAUCAACUGAUGUAGCUUCCAAACAAAGUCGUACUGAGGAACUAUCAACAACACAAUCAGUUUCUACGGAUCAGUCAGUAACAACAGAGGCAUCUACAACUCAAAUAGUUUCAACUACAACAACUCAAAAAUCUUCAACUGAUAAUGUCUCAGUACAAGAUAUUUCUACGACUGAUCAGUCUGUAGCUACUGAGAUAUCAACUACUCAAUCUUCUUCAACAACUGAGUUAACAACAGCUUCAGAACAACUGUCAACUGAGGUAAUAUCGACUGAAGAGGUUUCUUCAUCAUCGUCAUCAGAGCAAUUAACCAGUACUGAACAGUUCACAACCCAGUCAUCAGUAAUAACAGAAUCAAGUACUGGAACAACCCAAGCAGUUGUGUCAACAACCACUGAUCAGGCGUUGACAACUGUAGUUGUAUCUAACUCAAUAACAAGUGAACACCCAGCUACUGAACAAUCGACACAAUCUGUUUCUUCAACCGAUCAGUCGGCAGCUACUGAGGAAUCAAUUACUGGAGUUAUUUCAACAACUCAGACUUCAACAACUGAGCCAACAGCUACUGAAAAAUCAACAGAAAACGUUUCUACUAAGACUGAAUCGACAACUCAACCAUCAACGACAUCAAAGUCACAAUCAGCUACAGAAGAAUCAGUACAAAAUAUUUCUUCAACUGCUUCUGAUUCACCGUCAACAGAAAAACAGUUAUCUGAACAAACAACAACACAAGCAACUUCAACAACUUCUCAAACAUUCACAAGUAACCAAGAAAUUACUGAAGGAACAACUCAAGAAAACUCUAUCACAGCCAGUAACCAACCAUCAACAGAACAACAAUCAAUUCCAGCCAUUUCAACUACCCAGUCAGUAGAACAACCAGCCACUGAAUCAACAACAAAUAUUCCGUCAACAACCCAAUCAUUAUCUAGUACUCAAAAAGAAACAACUCAAAGUAUUUCAACUACAAAACUUAUUCCGUCAACUGAUAACCCAACAACUCAAGAUGUAUACUCAACGACCACUGAGGCUAAUCCAUCAACGACUGUACAACAACUUAAAACUUCCCCAGUUGUUUCAACAGAGACCACAAAACCGUCAACUGAGUCAGUUACCACAGAAAGAUAUGAAAGAAAGAUUUCAGAAGAAGAAGUAUCUACGGAAUUUGAGUCAGAAGAAGCGUCUACAUCUUCCGAGUACGAUUCACACUCAACUGAGUCAAUGGAAUACCAGAAUUCAUUGCAAAAACCGAAAGAAUCCGAGUCUUAUGAAAAUUCAUAUGAAAUAAGUAACGAAAGUGUCGAAAAAGGUACAAAGACUGAUAAUGAUGUAGAAAAAACAACAACAGUUUUAUCAACAACUGCUGAACAGUCUGUCUCUACUGUAUCCUCAACGACGACUGAGAAAGUUAUUGACGAAUCCACAACAGUUACCUCCACUGAAGAAGCUAAAACUGACAAACGAACUACUGAGAAACUGAAUGAGGAGUCUACAACCACACAAGUUAUUUCUACUGAUCAAACAACUGAGUCAACUUCAACAACAGUUUCUAGUGAUCAAAAAUCUGACUCAACUCCAACAAAAGUUUCUAAUGAUCAAAAAACAAAUGCAGUAAAUGCUAUUACGAAAGAGACCACAGAACAGUCUUCUGAAACAACAACAGAGAAACCAGUAUCAGAUAUAACAACUAAACAACCAGUCAAUAAUGUUACAAACCAACCAACAACAGAAGAAAACCUUUCAACAUCCUCUGAAAUCCCAACGACUCAAGGAUCACCAUCCGAAACACCUAAACCAAACCCUGAACAACAAAAUAGUAAACAACCAACAACAGAAGACAACCAGGCAUCAACCACAACUCCUUCAACAGUCAACUCAUCAACUGAAGAACCAACUAAGACAGUAAAAGAAAAUGAUUUAAAUACGACAACAGAACCACAGAAGACCAACACAGAAGUUGGAAACCAAGGAACGACGACAGUAUUACAAUCAACUCAAGAAUACACUACAACAAAAACAAUCAAAGGAAUAACUCAGUUGUCGACAACAACCGAGAGAACGCAACAACCAGGACAAUUUACCACCACCGACAACGCGCCAACAACAAAAGACGAUUCAGAUAAAACAACAACAGAAAAAACUAGUGCGUUGUCGGAAAAAACCAAUAAUGUUGAACCAUCUUAUGCUCCUGAGCCAAAGCCGCCUGGUCAACAGGGGGUGAAAUUUGAGACAGACGUAAAUAUACCUAAAGCGGGGGGCAAGCUUUGUGUCAACCAGGGACGUAAAGAAAUUAUGAACGCCUUGGAGACUAAUAUGCGAUUAAAGAUCCUACUCCUUCCUAAGGGUCCUGAUGGCAAAAACUGUUAUUGUACGUGCACCAGUAAUACACCACCGGCUAUUAUUCCUUUAUCUGAACUGCCGGAGGAAGAAAAUGAGACAGAAACUGAAGCCUGAUAAAAUAAUAAAAUAUUACUUAGGUUAACCUAACCUAACCUACCUC
Messenger RNA from Spodoptera exigua (beet armyworm), 6508 nucleotides. Lineage: Eukaryota; Metazoa; Arthropoda; Insecta; Lepidoptera; Noctuidae. The record is from the annotation of a GenBank genome assembly.